Molecule: messenger RNA, 2684 nt
Organism: Seriola dumerili (greater amberjack)
Lineage: Eukaryota; Metazoa; Chordata; Actinopteri; Carangiformes; Carangidae
Gene: zic4
Product: zinc finger protein ZIC 4-like
Exons: 2
Coding region: 1-1596 (531 amino acids)
Biological process (GO): central nervous system development; regulation of transcription by RNA polymerase II
Cellular component (GO): nucleus
Molecular function (GO): RNA polymerase II cis-regulatory region sequence-specific DNA binding; DNA-binding transcription factor activity, RNA polymerase II-specific
Source: RefSeq, a predicted model, not a curated record
AUGAGCGUGGAUGCAUUGGGAAGCCCCGUGAUGGACCCUACGUUUUCCAAACGGAACACGGCGCUGAGAUUAGUUGACUUGGCAGGGGCUCACCACCAUCACCAUCAUCACCACCAUACCCCUCAGAGCGUGACAGGCUUCCCGGGGUUCAGCAGCCAUCCACACUCAAUGGCUCACUCGCACCCUGGGGAGAUUACUGCGGAACCCCGCCUGGGGCCGAGUCCAUUCGGGCCAGAACACAUGGGGCACUCCGCGGCCCUCAAAAUCAGCCCAGCCCAUCAUUAUCCCCACCACCAUCACCACCACCACAAUCAUCACAUGGCAGGCCACAGUGAAGUGGUCUCCAGUCAAACGGGAGCUUUUGGCCCGGUUCAGGCGACAUCGGUCCCCUAUUCCAUGUCUCACACGGCCCAGGCUUUAUCCGCAGGUAGGGAUUUCCUCAUCCGGAGAGAUCUGACAGCUCAAGCCAUGCCAGUACUGACUGACCAGACUGCUGGUUCAGCCUCUCACCACGGAAUGUUUGUCUCAACAACAGGUAGCUAUCCCGGACACUAUGGUCAUCACCCUGACGCUGGGAACCAUACCCUCUUCUCCGGACUCCAUCACGACCAGCCUUCAAGCGGAUCACCGGGUGGCCAAGCGUUGAAUGGACAAAUAAGGUUAGGACUACCUGGAGAAAUGUAUGUUAGGUCUGAUCACUUGAGUCAAGUGGCAAGCUCCAGGGCUGAUCCGUUCUCCGCCUCGCCUUUGCAUGGCUACGGUGGUCUGAAUCUGAACAUGAAUCUUAGCGCUCACCACCACCACGGAGCCGGGGCUUUUUUCCGCUACAUGAGGCAGCCGAUAAAGCAAGAGCUGAUUUGCAAGUGGCUGGAGCCGGAGCACUCGCCGAAGAAACUUUGCUCCAAAACUUACAGCACCAUGCACGAACUCGUAACGCAUGUGACGGUGGAGCACGUUGGAGGACCAGAGCAAGCGAACCAUAUAUGUUUUUGGGAAGAGUGUCCGAGGGAAGGCAAACCAUUUAAAGCAAAGUACAAACUUGUAAAUCACAUUCGAGUUCACACCGGGGAGAAACCGUUUCCAUGCCCGUUCCCUGGCUGUGGGAAAGUGUUUGCAAGAUCCGAGAACCUUAAGAUUCACAAAAGGACGCACACAGGUGAGAAGCCCUUCAAAUGUGAGUUUGACGGCUGCGACAGACGCUUCGCCAACAGCAGUGACCGGAAAAAGCACUCCCACGUCCACACCAGCGAUAAGCCCUACAACUGCAAAGUGAGAGGCUGCGAUAAGUCCUACACACACCCCAGCUCCCUGAGGAAACACAUGAAGGUGCACUGUAAGUCCCCCCCGCCCAGUUCAGGCUACGAGUCGUCCACCCCGUCCCUGGUCUCCCCCUCCUCAGACUUGGGCCGGGAGCCAGGGGGCUCCUCGGUGCUGUCGGAGCCGGUGGGAGCCUCCCAGCCCGCGAAUUUAAGUGAAUGGUACGUGUGCCACAGUUCAGGUGCCAGCGGCGCCCAGACACCACCCAGCGAGCCCUCCACACCCGACCCCACAGACGAGCCACCUUACAGAAACCCAGAGCCGAGGGACGCGUUUUAACCCAAUUGGACUCACACACGGCGACAGAAGUGACAGAAAACAUUUUCAGAAGCUUAACUAUUAAAAAUAGUCUGGCUUUGGUGCCUCCUAUUUGCCUGUGAAGGUCCACUGGUCCCCCACUUUUCUUUCUUUCUUUUUUUUUUUUUUUGGAUGAGCCACCAAACAGACACCCAGAGCCAAGAGACGCGUUUUAACCACAUUGGAAGGAAAGAGUGCAAACCUUAAAGACGUGCUAACUUCCAGGCACGAUAAAAGAAUAUAUUUUCAAACCUCAGCUAUUCAAAAUGGUUGGCUCAGUGCCUGUACGCCCUGACGGCCCACUGGUCCACUUGUGGAGAGAGUCGUGUAAAUCCGUUAGACUAUGUGGUACAUUAUUGUAGGCUAGGCAUGUUGGUGUAAAAUUAUUUUGUAAAUUCCAGUUUUGACUUCAAUAUGUUUUUAUUUAUUUUUCAAUCUGAUAUUGAAGGAUUUUUGUAUUAUCGAACCAAAGUGCAUGUUUCAAUUAGGGCAUAAAUGUACAUUUGUAAAUUUUGUAAGUUUCGAUGUGUUGAUGUUGAUAGUUUUGGAGGGAUCUGUCUUUGAGCAGCUUCUUGUUGAUAACUGCAGUUAUUUGUACAAAACAUUUUAUGUUUACAUCCCCCCCCCCCCCAUUUGUGCAGAAGGUCAACAAUUGAACUGUUUCAUACGCCUGCAGUAUUUGCUAUACAACCGUGAAAUUCUCAAUGUUUUAUCAAAGUGGGCAUUUUGUGAUUUUUGUAUCAUUGUCGUCAAUUUUUUUUUUUUUCAUUUUUGAAUAUUUGAACUCGAGCGCCACUCAAAAUGCGUACCGAAUUGCCUUGUAAUUUGUGAGUAUUUUGAAUAAAUCUUGUAUGACAAAAGUGAAAACGCUGCUGAGCCAGUGAGGUUUAUGAAAUUUAAGUAUCUUCAGGGAAAUAUGUGCAACAUUUAUUUUUAUGGCACUAAACAGGUGUUUAAAAAAAAAUAUUUCCAUAAAAAAAAAAAAAAAACUGUUGCUUCCUUACACGCAGCUUGUUUGUAAAGUCCAGUAGCUAAAAACAUGUCCAAGUCUGCUUUUCAGAUGCAGAGAA